AUGCCGUUGUUGGACACGCUCAAAUCACCCCACAGCAGCAUUCGAUUAGUAAAUGAAAAACUAAAAACUGGGUCCAACCCCAGGAAGGAACAACAACAACAAUUAUAUGGAAAAGAAACGACAAAUUUUUUAUCGAAAAAAAGAUUAUUCCCGACGUUUGAUGAUGAAAUGUUGGAAAGUUCAAAAGUUAAAACUCCGACGACGACGACGACGACGACGACAAUCCACGAAACGACUUUAACGAAAAAAUUUGAAAAAACAUUUUUCAAACCACAGGAUUAUGAUGAUUACGAUAAUGAUGAUGAUAUAUCGAACAUGGACGAUAUCGAUAAAAAGGCGAGACGGAAAUAUUACGAAGGUGAGGAAAGCUUUUCCGAACUCGAUCCGAGUAAACAUUCGAAAUAUUUACAAGAGGACGAUUCUCAAGAUUCUACAAGGUCACAAAUCGCUUCGGAUGACGGAAGCGACGUAGAAGAUUUUCUCGGUAAGGAUGAUGAGGAUGUAAAAGAAGAAAAAAUAACGAUUGUUAAACAACACGAACGGAUCGAUGAACCGGACGAAUUGAAAUUUUCAAAAAUUAUUUCACCCGAAGAGGAAAAAGGAGUCAAGGAUUCGAAACAUUCGGAAAACGUUAAAAUCGUUUACGAAACGUUGAUAAAAAGCGACGUGGAAAAAGAUAAGAAAGAAGUUGAUGAUAAUAAGGAAAAAACGAUGGAAAAGGUACGGAAAAUCUCGGAUAAAACACCCGACGAUGGUAGUGUUGGAUAUGUGAAAACAAGUUUGGAUACGUACAAGGAACCUCCUCAGGAUAAACCAACGGUCGAGAUGGUGAUUGGGAAAAAAGAAAUCACGACGGAAAAUGGAAAAGCAACGACGGAAAGUCGAUUGACCGUUUACGGUGAUAAAGAUUUAGAUAUAUCGAUAACGUCACAGAGUCACAUGACGCUGAUAACUCGUGACGAUUCCGGAAAGGAAACUUCGAAUAAAGUCGACGUUGGAAUAACUUCGACGAUUAAAUCUCCUAAAAAAGCGUUUGAUAAAACUGCGAAAAAAACAUUUGACGCGUAUAUAAUACCGCCGGAAGAACAAAAAUUCGACAAAAAGAAAGAAGACACGGUCAUAUUUAGUACGAAACGAAGCGUUUACCAUUACGACACUCGCGGAAGCACGGCGAGCUCGGUCUGCGAUUCGCCAAUGACGGAAGAAAGCGCAUCGCAUUACGUAACGGAUACGGGCAUAAGUUUAACGAGAGGAACGAUAACCGAAAGCUCCACACACAAACCCGAAGAAAAAGAACUUCCCACAAAACCGUGCACCGAUACGGCUUUCGAUGGCGAAGCAGAAGAAUUGGAAUUGACGGAUGCGGGUUUGAGUCCAAUAUUAGCCGAUGAAGUCAAUCAACUUUACACCGAGCCAACUUACGAAGACACUCAAUUCCAAGAUACCGCGAGCAGUCCGAUCGAUGUUUCCGCCGCAAUUGAUUCCACAAGCGUUGCUACAAGUCCUCUACCGUUAGAAACAUCGGAAACCGGAGUCGAAACCGAAUCCGUUUUUAAAAUAGAUGCGAGUAUCAGCCCAGUAAAAGAUGAAUUUAUAAACAUCAAGGAAAAAUUUUAUGAAUUGCAAACGACCAAAACGAUUCCGACAGGAAAAGAAGUCAAAGAAACCAUAACUUCCACUAGAAUAAUAAGUGAAAAACAUUUCGACGAUAAGAAACAAACUCCUCCCGAUGUGACCUCUCCUAGAGGUUCGGAUGUCAAAGCAUUGGUUCGACUUUUAGAAGAAAAACAGGAAAUAGCAUCUGACAAAGAUUCGAAGAAAACAGGAAUUGUUUAUUUAUGUUCGGGAGAAGAAGUCAGCGAAACGUGCAGCAAAAAACACGUGAAAGAUUUAACCGACGAUGAUUUAAUCGAUGAAAAAUCGGAUAAAACGAAACAUCCGAAAAAAACAGUUGUUGAAGUUGUGAAAACAUUUUCAGUUGAUGAAGACGUAACGACAACAACGACUACAUCAUCAACAACAACAACAGCAACAACAGUAACAUCGACAACUCCUAAACACGGAAAAUCAACACCGACGCAUACGGCCAAACAAAUAGGACCGAAAAUAAAAGAAUUACAAAAAAUAUUCACGCAAUCCGGAGAAAGCGAUUUGGAGGAUGACUUUUCAAAAGAUGAUUUUAAAACAACCGACGGUGGUAAACCGGAAAAAUCGGACAUAAGUUCGAUUAUAGGUGCGGAAAUGGAAGUUCAACAAUAUCCGAAAAUAUCUGAAUUCAUUGAAACAAUCGAAAAACGUAUAGCCACUCAAAAAGAUGAUGGAAAACCAAAAACGAAAUUCGAAAGGGAACAAUUUGAAUCGGUAACGGUGAAAAGUGCCAUAGUCGAAAAGAAACUAACGGAAGUUUUAGAAACUCGUAAAAAAAUUGUCGAUGAAACGACUAGGGAUGCUAAAACGAAAACGAUAAUUACUAAGAAAGAAUUCGAUACAACACACGAUGGAGUUAUAACAUCAAAAAUUAUUGAAAGAGACAAGGAUGCAGUAAAAGAAGAAGAAGAGGAAGACAAAGAAAUCGGUAAAAAAGAAAAACCAAAAGAAGAAAUCGAUGAAGUUAAAAUAAAAAAAGAAAAGAAAACGAUUGAAAUUAAAGAAGAAGAAAAAGAUGAUAAAAUAAAAAUCAAAGAAAUUAAAAUGACGGAUAGAAGGGAAAAAUUCGAUGACGUAAAACCGACGACAACUACAUUGAAAAUCGUUGAACAAACGAUUCGAAAAUCAGAAGAACCGUUAAAAGUUAUUUCUCCUCCCUACACCGACGACGAUAACAUUGAUAAACAUAAAACUAAAAAAGAAUUAAAAUUAAAAGACGAUUUGGCAGCCACGUACGUCGAAGAAUUGAUAACCGAAAUUCAAGAUGCUACGAGACAAAUAAAACAAGACGUCAAACAAUUAAAACCGGAUUUAACUCCUACGCCGGAAGGUACCGACAGAUUGUUUGCAUCUCCCGAAACGAUGCAAUACGUCGAAGCUUUGGAAAAAAUCGUUGAAGAAACAAAUGGAAAAAGUCAAAAAACCGAACAACUUCCUUCAGCCGUCGACAAAGAUGACGAUGAAUCGAGACAAGUUGAAAAACCGAUAAAAAUUUUAGAUUCCUCCGUGGUGAGCCGUGAACAAGAAGAAUUUACGAAACUCACCGAACCUGAAAUUACAAAAGACGAACCGAAAAUUCAUGAAGAGUUGGAAGGAAAAAAAGAUUCGCCAGAAUUACCCGAUACAAAAACUGGAAAAGAGACAAAAGAUGACGAAAUGAAGGACAAAGAAACAAAAAAAGAACUUAUGCCCGAAACAAAGAUAAAAGAAAUCGACGGAGAAAAACCGGACGGUGUUGAAAAAGACAGGAAAGAUUUAGUGGGAAAAGAAAAGCAGGAUGAAGAUUCGGAAAAAGACGAAGACGAAAAGGACGUGACAUUAGAAAAAACAUCAUUGCCAGAAUCACACGUAGAAGAUGAAAUUUUCGACGUGCCCGAAAAGAAAAAAUCGAGCAUUGUAGUUAUUAAAAUUGAAGACAAUCCGGAUGCUGAAACGGAAGAAGAAGUUUCCGAAGAUGAUUACGUUCCUAUAUUGACACCGAUAAACGAGGAAAGUCUCAGCGAUGAAAAAUUAGAUUACGACGUCGAAGACAAAAGCGAACAUGAAAAAUUAGCGGAAAAAGUAGAAGAAUUAAGUAAAAUGAAUAUAUACGCGCAAAUAACGGAUCGAUUUGUACCAAAGACGGAUGAUGAUGAAGAACCGAAAGAUGAUAAGACGGCAACGGAAAUAUUAUUACAAGAAGAAAAAAUAUCGACCGAACAUGUUUUGACAUCCGAAAAAUCAAAGACAACAACAACAACCAUCGACGAUGCUAAAAAAGAUGUUAAAAACAUUGUGAAAAAAUUUUUAGAAGAAGAAACCGUGUCACGAGAACAUGAAACGGAAACGAUAAUAACCGUUAUUAAAAAAGAAACUCAAACGAUUCAGGAAGGAAAAACUCUCGUCGAAUCACCGGAAGAACAAAUAUCCCUGCAAUCGAGAACAAUUAAAGUUAUAUCGUUCGAGGAAUCGUCACCGGACGAACCAGUACCGGAAAUUAAAUACACCGUUGUUAAAUUAGAAACGGAAAUUCCUUCGAAGGACGAAGACGUAAGCCCAGAAAAACCUCCUCUCUUAAAAUACGUCGUACGAAUCGACAGCAAAGCAUCUCAGGAUGGUGACGAUGACGAAAAGGAACCCUAUGAUUUGGAAAUAAAAGACAAACAAGAAUCCGACGAUGAAAAAAUAAAAACGGUCGAUCAUAAAAUUGAUCACGUGACAAAAGAGAAAGAAGAAGAAGAAGAAGAAAAAAAAGAAAAAAUUGAUGAUGAAAGUUUGUCCGAAGAAGAUCGUAAAAACAAAUUCAAAGUUAUUUUAAAACCAUCCGAAGACCUCGAAUCUCCCGAAUAUCAAUACGUCAUUAAAAUAAAAGAUAGAAAAUCAAUCGAUGAAACACAAUCGGACGAAAAAGAAGAUGAAGAAAAAGAAACUGUCGUUAAAAAAGAAGAAAAAGAAGAAGAAGAUGUUGAAAAAAUUAAAGAAUCGAAAUAUAUCGUGAAACUCGACGUACGUGAAACAAAAUCAGAUUCCGACGAAGAAGUAAGAAAACCGGAAAUAAGUGAAAUCGAUUAUAAAUACGUUGUAAAAUUAAAACAAAAAGAAUCGGAAACGGAAGAUGCGGAUUCAACGGAUAAAAGUUCACCCGAAAGUGACGAAAUCAAACGUACGAGAAAAACUUUUGAAAAAGAAAUAAAAUCUUCUAGAAAAUUCGACGACGACGACGACGACGAAACCGUACAAGAAAAAGAUAUUGAAAUAAAACGCGUUGAAAUUGAAAAAAUAGAUGAAAGUCCGUUAAAAUUAAAAACGAUUUUGAUAAAAGAUGAAAAAAUUGAUGAUGAAAAAGAGCCGAUAACCGACGAAGUCAUUUCCGUUGUUAAAGUAAAAGAAAGUUUAACAGCGCCUAAAAUACUUAAAAAAGCCGUUGAUAUUUUUGACGAUGACGAUGACGUCGACACUACCCUAAAACCAGAUAAGUCAACCAAAGAAAUCGUAAUCCUGACAGACAAAGACGACAAAGACGACGACAGUAAAAAAGAAAUCGAUGAAAUUACCGACAAAAUCAAAAUUAAAAAACCCGGAGAAAUUGAUAUUUUCCCCACAAACAUUUUAUCCCCCGACGUACAACCGACACCGGUAAAAGAUGGAAUCGAAAUAAUUAUGAAAAAAUCAGAUGAUAAUUACACGUCGGAAACCGGAAGUCAACCUUUAAAAUCGACCGACGAUGAUCUCGUUAAAAAACUCGAAACCGUCAUAAUACACGACGAAUCCGAAAUGGAAAAUUACAAAUACGAAAUAAAAGAAGAAAAUUUGAAAAAAAUGGUCAUAAUUAAACCAGGAGAUUUGGAUAUAUUUCCUCCGAAAGAAAAAGAUGGCGAUAAAAAACCGACUCCUCGUGAAUCUCCACCGGAAGUGGAAGACGAAAAAGUUAUCGAAACGAUAAAAGAUCAAAUUUUACCAACCGACGACGGCGAUGAAAAAUCACGGAAACGAAAAAUGCCGAAAAUCGAAACGGUAUCAAAAGAUUUCAUACCGGAAACGGAAACAACAAUGAUGAUGACGACGCGUACUCAAUUCAAAGUCGAAUUGUCCGACAAACCCGAAACAGAAGAUUCGGAAAUGAAAAACGAAGAAUCGAAAAUUAAAAUAACUCGUGAAUUUAUCGAACGUGAAAAAUCAUCACCGUCGCCGACGGAAAAUGAUAAAAUCGAAGAGACUGUAAAUAUCAUUGAUAACGACAAGACUGAUGAUAGACAUUCCUCCUUACCCGAUGAAAAUGUUGAUAAAUUAAAAAAGACUGAAACAAGAGAAAAAGUUGAUUUUCCGUCUGUUAGUGAGACUGAUGUGACAAUUAAAAAGACUGAUGAUGUUAGGGAUAGAAAACAUGCCUUAAUAACAAACGAGAAUGAUGAGGAGACUGACAUUAUUGACAACGUAACGAGUCCGUCCAUGGAAUCAAAGGUGAUAACGACAGACAUCGAAGAAGUAAAAGUCGAAAGGAAAAAAAUCGCAGAUGUCAAAGCGGAAAAGAAAUCUCGGGAGUUUGAAAGUUUGAAACCUGAAAAAGAAGAUGAGUCAGAAAUGGAAGAAAAAGGCAAGAUGAUGAGACCCGAUCGAGUAUUGGAAAAACUAAAGCUGGAGAAAAAAUUAAAGGAAGAAAAAGAAGAUGAGAAAAAAUAUUUGAAAGAAAUAAAAGUGAUUGAAUAUAAAGAGACGGAUACGACGAAAGAAAGCAUCGAAGACGAAGAUGAUGAGAAGAAGACAAAAGAAAAACCAGAGGAUGAUGAUGAUAAAGAACCCUCAACAAAGCCGGGAUUUUUAUCCAGACUUUACCAAGGAGUGAAAGGUGCUAUCACUCCUGGAAAAACAAAAGUCACCGAAACGGAGGACGACGACGAUGAUACGAAAUUUGAAAAAACAAUUCAAGACACGACCAAAUUCAUACUGGAAGAGAGAAAAGAAUUCAAAUCUGAUGAUGAAUUCACGAAGGAAAAAGAAAAAGAAGAUGACGUCAAGAUUAAACCUCCCCGAGAUGAAAUUCCUGGAGAAGACGAAGGAAAAGAUGAUUCCAGACAAGAAAUGACGGAAUUUAAUAAAACUAUCGAAUUGAAAUUAGGUGAAGUUAUGGAAGCUAUGAUUCCUCUUAAAAAAUUAUUAUCUUCUGGUAGUGACGUCACCGAAAAAAUAAUUCCCGACGAUGAAGAAAAGGUAGAAGAAGAACGACGAAAAUCGUUACCGUUGACUGGAAACGUUCCAGACAAACUGGAACAAGUUUUAAUCAAGUUAAAAAAUUUAAGAGAAACCCUUUACAAAGGACAGGGUAAAGAAAUACCAUUUGAUUCUCUCGAAUCUUUUGAAACGAUGGAAAAAACCGUUAAGGAACAACCGGAAAAAACCGUUAAAGAACAACCGGAAAAAACCGUUGAAGAACAACCGGAUAUAAACGUAGCGGAAAAAAUGGAUGAUAAAUUAAAAGGCGUCAUGUCAGAAUUGUUAAAUUUAAAAGAAAUAUUAAAUUCGGUCGAGGAACAACUUUCUCCAGAGAAAUCAGAGGAAAUGAAAAAAUCUACAACGGAGGAUGACGAUGAUGAUGAUGAAAGAACGGAAACGGAAGAUUCGCUUAAAAUGGAUCAAGGACUAUCGGACAAGUUGAAGGAAAUCGUUGAGAUUUUAAAACCUCUUAAAGAAUUUUUAGAAAAUACGAAAAUGGAAAAAGGUGAUGACGACACCGAAGAAAAACUUGCGAGAGAAGAAUUUGAUUCGGAAAAAUUAAAAAUUAUAAAAGAACCACCGGCGGAAGAUAGCAAAUUCGAAAAAAUAAUUGAUGAUGAAAAGGAAAAAUUUACGGAGGAAAUAUUAGAAAAACAUCAACGGCAACCGGAAAAGGAAAUCGAAGAAAAAAUUGAUGAAUCCCCAAAGAUGUCGAAAGAAAUCGUGACCGAAAAAACAACCGAACAAAUAAUAAAAAAAUACGUCGUCAAAGAAGUUAUCAUCGAUGGCGAUGAUGAGGCAAAGAAAUUUACCGUGGAAAAAGAUGUACGAAAAGAUAAAUCACCGACGGAAGAUUUAGUCAGGGAUGAUGUUUUGGAAAAAAGAAAAGAAUCCACCGAAUCGAUCGAGUCGAAGACAAUAAUUACAGAAAGAGACGAUGAAGGAAAGGAAAUUGUGAGGAAAAUUGAAAAAAUACACAUUCACUUUCCGGAAGUACCCUCGAAACAAGAGAAAAUGGAUGAGAAAGCAGAAAAAAUUUCAAAAGUCGACAAACCUGAUAAAACAACCGUCAGAGGAAAAACUCCCGACGAAAAAUCAUCACCCAUCACGGAUGAGAUUGAUGAACGUUUACAAAAUCUAAGAAAAAUUGAAAAAAUUGAGUCCGGUAAAGAUGAACCGGAAACUGAUAAAAUAAAGAAAAUUGACAAGCCAAAAGAAUCCACAAUUGACACACCGACCGAAAAAGAACUUCAAAAAAGGUUAGAGAGUAUAAAAUCUUUAUCUUUUGAAAAAUAUGAUGACGCUACGGCAAUUUUGGAAAGCGACGAAGAAGAAGAAGAAGAAAUAAAAGACGUGUCGGACAAAAAAACAGAAAAACCCGAAGAAAAACGCGGAAAACCCGAGGAAAAAGAUGAAGACGGUGAAAAACCUAGUGAUAAGGAAGUAGAAAAAAGUCCUCCUGUUUCCGACGGGAAAAAACCCGAAGAAAGCGAAAAAGAAAAAAUUCCAGACAUGAAAACUCCAGAAUUUGAAGAUUAUUCCUACAAGAUAACGUUAUCAGACGAGGAAAUAAUUAAAACUCCAGAUGUUACUCAUGAUAAAAAAGAAGAAAGUCCUUCGGAUCAAGGAGGUGAUUCACCCGGUUUCUUCUCAAGGUUAUAUUACGGUGUAAAAGGAGCUCUCACUUCCGGAAAACGUCCCGAAUCGGAUAAAGACUAUAAAGAUGAUGAUGAUGAAGGUGAAGACACCAAACCGGAUAAACUUCAAAAAGAAACAUAUAAAGAAAAAUUAGAGGAAACUUCAAUUUUCGUACGAGAUAUGAAAACACCAGAAGAUUCGGACUCUGACUACGUCACAAUUUCUAAAAAAGUGGUUUAUGAAAUCAACGAAGAGUAUGUACAGGACAAAAAAGAUGAACCGGAAAGGAUCCUUGAUAAGAAAGAAAAACCGGAAAAGAAGAUCGAUAAAAAAGAUGAACCGGAAAGGAUCCACGAUAAUCAAGAUGAACCGGAAAGAAUCAUUGAUAAGAAAGAAGAACCUGAAAAGAUCCUUGAUAAAAAAGGUGAACCAGAAAAAUUCUUCGAUGAAAAAGAAGAACCGGAAAAGACCCUUGAUAAGAAGGAAGAACCGGAAAAGAAACCCGACAAAAAAGAUGAACCGGAAAAAAUCAUUGAUAAGAAAGAAGAACCUGAAAGGAUUCUUGAUAAGAAAGAAGAACCUGAAAGGAUCCUUGAUAAAAAAGAUGAACCGAAAAGGAACCUCGAUAAGGAAGAAAAACCUGAAAAGAAGGUAGAUAAAAAAGAUGAACUAGAAAAGAUCCUAGAUAUGAAAGAGGAACCGGAAAAGAAGAUCGUUAAAAAAGACGAACCAGAAAAAUUCUUUGAUGUAGAAGAAGAACCGGAAAAAACCUUCGAUAAAAAAGAAAAACCGGACAAGAUCCUAGAUAAGAAAGAAAAACCGGAAAAGAAACCUGACAAAAAAGAUGAAUUGGAAAGGAUCCUCGAUAAAAAAGAAGAACCGGAAAGGAUCCUCGAUAGGAAAGAUGAAUCUGAAAAGAAGCCCGAUAAAAAGGAAAGUGAUAAAACACCAAAAGUUGAUGAACCUAAGGAAAAAAUCACAACCGUUGAGAUAACAAAGGAAAUUAAAACAGAAAUAGACGAGUCAAUAAAAGAUGUGGUGAUACCCGAACAAAAAUUACCAGGCACAAAACCGGAUGAUAAAACAUCCCCGGACGAAUUAACAAAAGAAAAAUCCACAAAAUACGACGAUGAAAUAAUAACAACGAGAAAAACAAUAAAAACCGUUGAUGACUUUUUAAGACAAGAAAAACAAUUUAUCGAAAGACCCAUAAAAGAAAUAGAAAAAUCAAAACGUAAAGAAAUUCCAGAAAUCGUUUACGACGAAGUCAAAUCACCCGAAACGGAUGACGAAGAAAAAGAUUUUAAACCAAUUAUUGAAAGUACAUACACGGAAAAAAUAAAAUCCGAACCGGAAGAUGAUAAAACUCUGGAAAAAGAUGAUAAACUGGAAAAACAAAAACUUGAUGAUGACACGAUUCAUAAAGUCAAACAUGUAGAAGUGUUCAUUUCAGAAGAACGGGAUUCGCACGACAAACCAAAACUUUCUAAAAAAUCACCGGAAGAAAAAACACCACCGGAAACAGACGAACUUACCAAAACCGAUGAAAUAAUAGUAACAAAACAAAUUAAAAUCGGAAAAUUUGACGAUGAGAAAAUUUCGGAAAAGUUAAAAGAUUUACAACGAGACGAACCGGAUACCACAACCGACAAGAAACCGGAAACAACCCCUUUAAAACGCCGCGACAAAGAUACGUCAGAAGAAUCUUUGAAAACGUUUUUGGAGAGUGAAAAAGCAUUUUCCGACGCAGAAAAAAAAUCGAUUGAAAGUAAAACCGUACCAAAGAAAAUUCUAAAAGAGUCCGAAAUUGAAAAACCUUCGAAAGACUUCGUGACGCCAGAAAAAAGCCCAUCGGAAUCUCCCGAGGAUGAUAAGAAAAAAGGAAUCUCAAUGACAAAACUGGACACAACCGUGCAAAAAUAUAAGGAAUCAGAAGAAAAACCGGAAGAAAUAAAAAUAGGAAAAAUCGAUUCGAAAGAAAAACCAAAAGAAAAACUCAAAGACUCGCCAACGGAAAUACAAUCCGAGGAAGAACCAAGUAUCGUAUCGAAAGAAACAAAAGAAAAAGACGAAAAAGUUAAAAAACCUGAAGAUGAGGAAUCCGAGGUGGUAAAAACAAAAGAUUCAUACGUGGAUGAAAAACCUCCAAAAGAUGGGGAAAAGAAAUUGGAAAAACCUAAAACGUUACCUGGAAUCCUGAAAGUUUCGGAUUUGCAAAAAGACACGACCGCACAUUUACCGGAUAUGACAAGUCCAGACGAGAAAGAAUUUAAAAAAUCGGUACCGGAUGACGACAAAACGGGAUUCGUGGUUGUUAAAAAAUUAACUGUUUUACCAGACAUGAAAACACCUGAAGAAGAAAAAGAAAUUGAAAUAUUAUUCACGACUCAAAUUGAUGACGUAAAACACAAAAAAGACAAACCGGAUGUUGAUGAUAUUGAUGAUGAUGAAGUAAGUGAAAAGAGUGUAAAACCGGAACAGGAAGAACCGGGUUUCCUUUCCAGAUUAUAUCGCGGCGUUAAAGACGCAUUAAGUCCAUCGAAAAGAAAAGCUUCUGAAACGGAAGAUGAAAAAUCAGACGGUGAACAACAAUUCGUGAUAAGAGAUACGAAAGAGUCGGAUGAGUCAAAACCGGAAAUGAAAUCUCCUACGAGUACGUUGCCGACGGAAAAGGAACGUGAAAAAGAUGACGAGACAAUAAUUAAAUCAGUCCCUGCGAUUCCCGAUAUGAAAACUCCAGAAGAAGAGUUUAAACCAUUUAUAACGACGGUAAAAGAACCUCUUGAAGACAAACCUGAAGAACCUGAAGAACAAACAGACGAUAAAAAAACGAAAGAAAAAAUAGAAAAAGAUGAAAAGCAUGCAGACGACGAUGAUGACGUCAAAUCGAUCAAAACAAUCAAAGUGAUCGAUGAUGACAAGCUACCGGAAACUCCAAAAUCGAGAGAAAUCGAUUCGUAUCAAACCGUUUCGGUGCUCCCUGAGAAAAUAGCAAGAAUGAAAUUUGAUUUUAAUCAAACGAAAUCAUCCGUACCGGAUAUGAAAACACCAGAAGAAGAAUUUUAUGAAUUCCCUCAAACUUCCGUCGGGGAAAAAUCUCAUCAAACUGUAAAAGAAAUUUUAAAAGAUGAAAAAAUUAAAUUUAUCAGUGAGAGAAAACAAAAAUUUUCAGAUGAUAAAGAUUUGAAAAAAGAUGAUAGCGUUCGAGUCACAUCAAUACAAAUGAAAGAAAUACAUGAUAUGAAAAAGGGGCAUGAUGACGAUUUAGAACCACGCGAUACAUUCCAAAGUCGACAAAAAAUUACCGAAAAAACGACAGAAUUAUAUGACGAAACCUUUGACACUUCACUAACAGACGAAUCUAUAACUACAAAGACUAUAACAAUGCAGAGCAAAAAAAUAACGAAAGGAAUAAAAGAUGAAAAAAUAGUAGAACCCGAAAAAGACGAAUUGAAACACGAUAAAAUUGAUGACAUGCAUGAAAAUAUGGAAAUAAAACAUCAUGAAAAAAUUCAACUCCAAGAAACCAAAAAGGAUGAAAUUAUUGAAAACGAAAAAAUACAAAUAUCAUUAGAAGAAGAAAAAGAAAAUAAAACACCGGACGAAGAAAAAGACAAAACGCCUGGUUUUCUCUCAAGAAUAUACUACGGAGUAAAAGGAGCAUUGAGUCCAGGAACACAUCCGGUUAAAAGUAUGGAAAAACAAGAACCAAAAAGUAAAAAAGAAAAAACAAUUACUGAUAUACAAACUCCACCAGAACCAGAAUCACCAACAAAAGGCGAUAAAUUCAAACCUUUGACUGAUAUGAAAACACCAGAAGAACCUAAAUCGCCGUUAGGAGAGGACAAAUUAAAACAUUUGAAAGACAUGAAAUCACCGUCGGAACCGGAAUCACCAACUAAACGAGAUAAAUUGAAACCUUUGACUGAUAUGAAAUCUCCAGUAGAACCGGAAUCACCAACUAAACGGGAAAAAUUAAAACCUUUGACUGAUAUGAAAACUCCAGAUGAGCCUAAAUCGCCCGUAGGAGAGGACAAAUUAAAACCUUUGAAAGACUUGAAAUCUCCGUCGGAACCAGAAUUACCAACUAAACGGGACAAAUUGAAACCUUUGACUGAUAUGAAAACUCCUGAUGAACCGGAAUCACCAACAAAACGUGAUAAAUUAAAACAUUUGACUGAUAUGAAAUCUCCAACAGAACCGGAAUUACCAACAAAACGGGAUAAAUUAAAACCUUUGAAAGACAUGAAAUUACCGUCGGAACCGGAAUCACCAACAAAACGUGAUAAAUUGAAACCUUUGACUGAUAUGAAAUCUCCAGCAGAACCGGAAUCACCAACUAAACGGGAGAAAUUAAAACCUUUGACUGAUAUGAAAACUCCAGAUGAACCUAAAUCGCUAUUAAAAGAUGACAAACUAAAACCUUUGACUGAUUUGAAAACUCCAGCAGAACCGGAAUCACCAACUAAACGGGAUAAAUUGAAACCUUUGACUGAUAUGAAAUCUCCAGCAGAACCGGAAUCACCAACUAAACGUGAUAAAUUGAAACCUUUGACUGAUAUGAAAACACCAGAUGAACCUAAAUCGAUGUUAGGAGAGGACAAAAUAAAACCUUUGAAGGACAUGAAAUCUCCGUCGGAACCAGAAUCACCAACUAAACGGGACAAAUUGAAACCUUUGACUGAUAUGAAAACUCCUGAUGAACAUAAAUCGCCCUUAGGAGAUGACAAAUUGAAACCUUUGACUGAUAUGAAAACUCCAGAUGAACCAGAAUCACCAACUAAACGGGACAAAUUGAAACCUUUGACUGAUAUGAAAUCUCCAGCAGAACCGGAAUCACCAACUAAACGGGACAAAUUGAAACCUUUGACUGAUAUGAAAACUCCAGAUGAACCAGAAUCACCAACUAAACGUGAUAAAUUGAAACCUUUGACUGAUAUGAAAACACCAGAUGAACCUAAAUCGAUGUUAGGAGAGGACAAAAUAAAACCUUUGAAAGACUUGAAAUCUCCAGCAGAACCAGAAUCACCAACUAAACGGGACAAAUUGAAACCUUUGACUGAUAUGAAAACUCCUGAUGAACAUAAAUCGCCCUUAGGAGAGGACAAUUUAAAACCUUUGAAAGAUUUGAAAACUCCAGCAGAACCGGAAUCACCAACAAAACGUGAUAAAUUAAAACCUUUGACUGUCAUGAAAUCUCCAGCAGAACCAGAAACACCAACUAAACGUGAUAAAUUGAAACCUUUGACUGAUAUGAAAACUCCUGAUGAACUUAAAUUGCCGUUAGGAGAGGACAAAUUAAAACCUUUGAAAGACAUGAAAUCUCCAGCAGAACCGGAAUCACCAACAAAACGUGAUAAAUUAAAACCUUUGACUGAUAUGAAAUCUCCAGCAGAACCGGAAUCACCAACUAAACGGGACAAAUUGAAACCUUUGACUGAUAUGAAAACUCCUGAUGAACCUAAAUCGAUGUUAGGAGAGGACAAAAUAAAACCUUUGAAAGACUUGAAAUCUCCAGCAGAACCGGAAUCACCAACAAAACGUGAUAAAUUAAAACCUUUGACUGAUAUGAAAACUCCUGAUGAACAUAAAUCGCCCUUAGGAGAUGACAAAUUGAAACCUUUGACUGAUAUGAAAACUCCAGAUGAACCAGAAUCACCAACUAAGCGGGACAAAUUGAAACCUUUGACUGAUAUGAAAUCUCCAGAUGAGCCUAAAUCGCCCGUAGGAGAGGACAAAUUGAAACCUUUGACUGAUAUGAAAACUCCAGAUGAACCAGAAUCACCAACUAAACGGGACAAAUUGAAACCUUUGACUGAUAUGAAAACUCCAGAUGAACCUAAAUCGCCCUUAGGAGAGGACAAAAUAAAACCUUUGACUGAUAUGAAAACUCCAGAUGAACCUAAAUUGCUAUUAAAAGAAGACAAAUUAAAACCUGUGAAAGACUUGAAAUCUCCAGCAGAACCAGAAUCACCAACUAAACGGGACAAAAUAAAAACUUUGACUGAUAUGAAAUCUCCAGAUGAACCGGAAUCACGAUCAGAACCGGAAUCACCAACUAAACGGGACAAAAUAAAACCUUUGACUGAUAUGAAAACUCCAGAUGAACCUAAAUCGCCCUUAGGAGAGGAAAAAUUAAAACCUUUGACUGAUAUGAAAACUCCAGAUGAACCUAAAUCGCCCUUAGGAAAGGAAAAAUUAAAACCUUUGACUGAUAUGAAAACUCCAGAUGAACCUAAAUCGCCCUUAGGAGAGGACAAAAUAAAACCUUUGACUGAUAUGAAAACUCUAGCAGAACCGGAAUCGAUUUUAGGAGAGGACAAAUUGAAACCUUUGAAAGACACGAAAUCUCCGGCGGAACCGGAAUCACCAACUAAACGGGAUAAAUUAAAACCUUUGACUGAUAUGAAAACUCCAGAUGAACCUAAAUCGCCAUUAAAAGAUGACAAAAUAAAACCUUUGACUGAUAUGAAAACUCCAGCAGAACCGGAAUCACCAACUAAACGGGACAAAUUAAAACCUUUGACUGAUAUGAAAACUCCAGAUGAACCAGAAUCACCAACUAAACGGGACAAAUUGAAACCUUUGACUGAUAUGAAAUCUCCAGCAGAACCGGAAUCACCAACUAAACGGGAUAAAUUGAAACCUUUGACUGAUAUGAAAUCUCCGUCGGAACCAGAAUCACCAACUAAACGGGACAAAUUGAAACCUUUGACUGAUAUGAAAACUCCUGAUGAACCUAAAUCGAUGUUAGGAGAGGACAAAAUAAAACCUUUGAAAGAUUUGAAAACUCCAGCAGAACCGGAAUCACCAACAAAACGGGACAAAUUGAAACCUUUGACUGUCAUGAAAUCUCCAGCAGAACCAGAAACACCAACUAAACGUGAUAAAUUGAAACCUUUGACUGAUAUGAAAACACCAGAUGAACCUAAAUCGAUGUUAGGAGAGGACAAAAUAAAACCUUUGACUGACAUGAAAUCUCCAGCAGAACCGGAAUCACCAACUAAACGGGAUAAAUUGAAACCUUUGACUGAUAUGAAAACUCCAGAUGAACCAGAAUCACCAACUAAACGGGACAAAUUGAAACCUUUGACUGAUAUGAAAUCUCCAGAUGAGCCUAAAUCGCCCGUAGGAGAGGACAAAUUAAAACCUUUGAAAGACUUGAAAUCUCCGUCGGAAUCAGAAUUACCAACUAAACGGGACAAAUUGAAACCUUUGACUGAUAUGAAAACUCCUGAUGAACUUAAAUUGCCGUUAGGAGAGGACAAAUUAAAACCUUUGAAAGACAUGAAAUCUCCAGCAGAACCGGAAUCACCAACAAAACGUGAUAAAUUAAAACCUUUGACUGAUAUGAAAACUCCAGAUGAACCAGAAUCACCAACUAAACGGGACAAAUUGAAACCUUUGACUGAUAUGAAAACUCCAGAUGAACGUAAAUCGCUAUUAAAAGAUGACAAACUAAAACCUUUGACUGAUUUGAAAACUGCAGCAGAACCGGAAUCACCAACUAAACGGGAUAAAUUGAAACCUUUGACUGAUAUGAAAUCUCCGUCGGAACCAGAAUCACCAACUAAGCGGGACAAAUUGAAACCUUUGACUGUCAUGAAAUCUCCAGCAGAACCAGAAACACCAACUAAACGUGAUAAAUUGAAACCUUUGACUGAUAUGAAAACACCAGAUGAACCUAAAUCGAUGUUAGGAGAGGACAAAAUAAAACCUUUGACUGACAUGAAAUCUCCAGCAGAACCGGAAUCACCAACUAAACGGGAUAAAUUGAAAACUUUGACUGAUAUGAAAUCUCCAGCAGAACCGGAAUCACCAACUAAGCGGGAUAAAUUGAAACCUUUGACUGAUAUGAAAUCUCCGUCGGAACCAGAAUCACCAACUAAGCGGGACAAAUUGAAACCUUUGACUGAUAUGAAAACUCCUGAUGAACCUAAAUCGAUGUUAGGAGAGGACAAAAUAAAACCUUUGAAAGACUUGAAAUCUCCAGCAGAACCAGAAUCACCAACUAAACGGGAUAAAUUGAAACUUUUGACUGAUAUGAAAACACCAGAUGAACCUAAAUCGAUGUUAGGAGAGGACAAAAUAAAACCUUUGAAAGACAUGAAAUCUCUGUCGGAACCGGAAUCACCAACUAAACGUGAUAAAUUGAAACCUUUGACUGAUAUGAAAUCUCCAGCAGAACCGGAAUCACCAACUAAACGGGAGAAAUUAAAACCUUUGACUGAUAUGAAAACUCCAGAUGAACCUAAAUCGCUAUUAAAAGAUGACAAACUAAAACCUUUGACUGAUUUGAAAACUCCAGCAGAACCGGAAUCACCAACUAAACGGGAUAAAUUGAAACCUUUGACUGAUAUGAAAUCUCCGUCGGAACCAGAAUCACCAACUAAACGGGACAAAUUGAAACCUUUGACUGAUAUGAAAACUCCUGAUGAACCCAAAUCGCCCUUAGGAGAGGACAAUUUAAAACCUUUGAAAGAUUUGAAAACUCCAGCAGAACCGGAAUCACCAACAAAACGUGAUAAAUUAAAACCUUUGACUGAUAUGAAAACACCAGAUGAACCUAAAUCGAUGUUAGGAGAGGACAAAUUAAAACCUUUGAAAGACUUGAAAUCUCCAGCAGAACCGGAAUCACCAACUAAACGGGAUAAAUUGAAAACUUUGACUGAUAUAAAAACUCCAGAUGGACCUAAAUCGCCCUUAGGAGAGGACAAUUUAAAACCUUUGAAAGAUUUGAAAACUCCAGCAGAACCGGAAUCACCAACAAAACGUGAUAAAUUAAAACCUUUGACUGAUAUGAAAACUCCAGAUGAACCAAAAUCACCAACUAAACGGGACAAAUUGAAACCUUUGACUGAUAUGAAAACUCCUGAUGAACCCAAAUCGCCCUUAGGAGAGGACAAAAUAAAACCUUUGAAAGAUUUGAAAACUCCAGCAGAACCGGAAUCACCAACAAAACGUGAUAAAUUAAAACCUUUGACUGAUAUGAAAACUCCAGAUGAACCUAAAUCGCUAUUAAAAGACGACAAAUUAAAACCUUUGAAAGAUUUGAAAACUCCAAAUGAACCAGAAUCACCAACUAAACGGGAUAAAUUGAAACCUUUGACUGAUAUGAAAACUCCAGAUGAACCUAAAUCGCUAUUAAAAGACGACAAAUUAAAACCUUUGACUGAUAUGAAAACUCCAGAUGAACCAGAAUCACCAACUAAACGGGAUAAAUUAAAACCUUUGACUGAUAUGAAAACUCCAGAUGAACCAGAAUCACCAACUAAACGGGAUAAAUUAAAACCUUUGACUGAUAUGAAAUCUCCAGCAGAACCGGUAUCACCAACAAAACGUGAUAAAUUAAAACCUUUGACUGAUAUGAAAACACCAGAUGAGCCUAAAUCGAUGUUAGGAGAGUACAAAAUAAAACCUUUGAAAGAUAUGAAAUCACCGUCGGAACCAGAAUCACCAACAAAAGGCGAUAAAUUAAAACCUUUGACUCACAUGAAAUUACCGUCGGAACCGGAAUCACCAACUAAACGGGACAAAAUAAAACCUUUGACUGAUAUGAAAACACCAGCAGAACCGGAAUCACCAACAAAACGUGAUAAAUUAAAACCUUUGACUGAUAUGAAAACUCCAGAUGAACCUAAAUCGCUAUUAAAAGACGACAAAUUAAAACCUUUGACUGAUAUGAAAACUCCAGAUGAACCGGAAUCACCAACUAAACGGGAUAAAUUGAAACCUUUGACUGAUAUGAAAUCUCCGUCGGAACCAGAAUCACCAACUAAACGGGACAAAUUGAAACCUUUGACUGAUAUGAAAACUCCUGAUGAACCUAAAUCGAUGUUAGGAGAGGACAAAAUAAAACCUUUGAAAGACUUGAAAUCUCCAGCAGAACCAGAAUCACCAACUAAACGGGACAAAUUGAAACCUUUGACUGAUAUGAAAUCUCCAGCAGAACCGGAAUCACCAACUAAACGCGAUAAAUUGAAACCUUUGACUGAUAUGAAAUCUCCGUUUCAACCAGAAUCACCAACUAAACGGGACAAAUUGAAACCUUUGACUGAUAUGAAAACACCAGAUGAACCUAAAUCGAUGUUAGGAGAGGACAAAAUAAAACCUUUGAAAGACAUGAAAUCUCCGUCGGAACCGGAAUCACCAACUAAACGCGAUAAAUUGAAACCUUUGACUGAUAUGACAUCUCCGUCGGAACCAGAAUCACCAACUAAGCGGGACAAAUUGAAACCUUUGACUAAUAUGAAAUCUCCAGCAGAACCGGAAUCACCAACUAAACGGGAUAAAUUGAAACCUUUGACUGAUAUGAAAUCUCCGUCGGAACCAGAAUCACCAACUAAACGGGACAAAUUGAAACCUUUGACUGAUAUGAAAACUCCUGAUGAACCUAAAUCGAUGUUAGGAGAGGACAAAAUAAAACCUUUGAAAGACUUGAAAUCUCCAGCAGAACCAGAAUCACCAACUAAACGGGACAAAUUGAAACCUUUGACUGAUAUGAAAUCUCCAGCAGAACCGGAAUCACCAACUAAACGCGAUAAAUUGAAACCUUUGACUGAUAUGAAAUCUCCGUCGGAACCAGAAUCACCAACUAAACGGGACAAAUUGAAACCUUUGACUGAUAUGAAAACUCCUGAUGAACCUAAAUCGAUGUUAGGAGAGGACAAAAUAAAACCUUUGAAAGACAUGAAAUCUCCGUCGGAACCAGAAUCACCAACUAAACGGGAUAAAUUGAAACCUUUGACUGAUAUGAAAUCUCCAGCAGAACCGGAAUCACCAACUAAACGUGAUAAAUUGAAACCUUUGACUGAUAUGAAAACACCAGAUGAACCUAAAUCGAUGUUAGGAGAGGACAAAAUAAAACCUUUGAAAGACAUGAAAUCUCCAGCAGAACCAGAAUCACCAACUAAACGGGACAAAUUGAAACCUUUGACUGAUAUGAAAACUCCUGAUGAACCUAAAUCGCCGUUAGGAGAGGACAAAAUAAAACCUUUGAAAGACAUGAAAUCUCCGUCGGAACCAGAAUCACCAACAAAACGUGAUAAAUUAAAACCUUUGACUGAUAUGAAAUCUCCAGCAGAACCGGAAUCACCAACAAAACGUGAUAAAUUAAAACCUUUGAAAGAUUUGAAAACUCCAGCAGAACCGGAAUCACCAACAAAACGUGAUAAAUUAAAACCUUUGACUGAUAUGAAAACUCCAGAUGAACCAGAAUCACCAACUAAACGGGACAAAUUGAAACCUUUGACUGAUAUGAAAACUCCUGAUGAACCCAAAUCGCCCUUAGGAGAGGACAAAUUAAAACCUUUGAAAGACUUGAAAUCUCCGUCGGAAUCAGAAUUACCAACUAAACGGGACAAAUUGAAACCUUUGACUGAUAUGAAAACUCCUGAUGAACUUAAAUUGCCGUUAGGAGAGGACAAAUUAAAACCUUUGAAAGACAUGAAAUCUCCAGCAGAACCGGAAUCACCAACAAAACGUGAUAAAUUAAAACCUUUGACUGAUAUGAAAACUCCAGAUGAACCAGAAUCACCAACUAAACGGGACAAAUUGAAACCUUUGACUGAUAUGAAAACACCAGAUGAACCUAAAUCGAUGUUAGGAGAGGACAAAAUAAAACCUUUGAAGGACAUGAAAUCUCCGUCGGAACCAGAAUCACCAACUAAACGGGACAAAUUAAAACCUUUGACUGAUAUGAAAUCUCCAGCAGAACCGGAAUCACCAACUAAACGGGACAAAUUGAAACCUUUGACUGAUAUGAAAACUCCUGAUGAACCCAAAUCGCCCUUAGGAGAGGACAAUUUAAAACCUUUGAAAGAUUUGAAAACUCCAGCAGAACCGGAAUCACCAACAAAACGUGAUAAAUUAAAACCUUUGACUGAUAUGAAAUCUCCAGCAGAACCGGAAUCACCAACUAAACGGGAGAAAUUAAAACCUUUGACUGAUAUGAAAACUCCAGAUGAACGUAAAUCGCUAUUAAAAGAUGACAAACUAAAACCUUUGACUGAUUUGAAAACUCCAGCAGAACCGGAAACACCAACUAAACGUGAUAAAUUGAAACCUUUGACUGAUAUGAAAUCUCCGUCGGAACCAGAAUCACCAACUAAGCGGGACAAAUUGAAACCUUUGACUGAUAUGAAAACUCCAGAUGAACCAGAAUCACCAACUAAACGGGACAAAUUGAAACCUUUGACUGAUAUGAAAACUCCAGAUGAACCUAAAUCGAUGUUAGGAGAGGACAAAAUAAAACCUUUGAAAGACUUGAAAUCUCCAGCAGAACCAGAAUCACCAACUAAACGGGAUAAAUUAAAACCUUUGACUGAUAUGAAAACUCCAGAUGAACCUAAAUCGAUGUUAGGAGAGGACAAAAUAAAACCUUUGAAAGACAUGAAAUCUCCGUCGGAACCGGAAUCACCAACUAAACGGGAUAAAUUGAAACCUUUGACUGAUAUGAAAACUCCAGAUGAACCGGAAUCACCAACUAAACGGGACAAAUUAAAACCUUUGACUGAUAUGAAAACUCCAGAUGAACCUAAAUCGAUGUUAGGAGAGGACAAAAUAAAACCUUUGACUGACAUGAAAUCUCCAGCAGAACCGGAAUCACCAACUAAACGGGAUAAAUUGAAACCUUUGACUGAUAUGAAAACUCCAGAUGGACCUAAAUCGCCCUUAGGAGAGGACAAUUUAAAACCUUUGAAAGAUUUGAAAACUCCAGCAGAACCGGAAUCACCAACAAAACGUGAUAAAUUAAAACCUUUGACUGAUAUGAAAACACCAGAUGAACCUAAAUCGAUGUUAGGAGAGGACAAAAUAAAACCUUUGAAGGACAUGAAAUCUCCGUCGGAACCAGAAUUACCAACUAAACGGGACAAAUUAAAACCUUUGACUGAUAUGAAAUCUCCAGCAGAAGCGGAAUCACCAACUAAACGUGAUAAAUUGAAACCUUUGACUGAUAUGAAAACACCAGAUGAACCUAAAUCGAUGUUAGGAGAGGACAAAAUAAAACCUUUGAAGGACAUGAAAUCUCCGUCGGAACCAGAAUCACCAACUAAACGGGACAAAUUGAAACCUUUGACUGAUAUGAAAACUCCUGAUGAACCCAAAUCGCCCUUAGGAGAGGACAAAUUAAAACCUUUGAAAGAUUUGAAAACUCCAGCAGAACCGGAAUCACCAACAAAACGUGAUAAAUUAAAACCUUUGACUGAUAUGAAAUCUCCAGCAGAACCGGAAUCACCAACUAAACGGGACAAAUUGAAACCUUUGACUGAUAUGAAAACUCCUGAUGAACCUAAAUCGAUGUUAGGAGAGGACAAAAUAAAACCUUUGAAGGACAUGAAAUCUCCGUCGGAACCAGAAUUACCAACUAAACGGGACAAAUUGAAACCUUUGACUGAUAUGAAAACUCCUGAUGAACAUAAAUCGCCCUUAGGAGAGGACAAAUUGAAAACUUUGACUGAUAUGAAAACUCCAGAUGAACCAGAAUCACCAACUAAACGGGACAAAUUGAAACCUUUGACUGAUAUGAAAUCUCCAGCAGAACCAGAAUCACCAACUAAACGUGAUAAAUUGAAACCUUUGACUGAUAUGAAAACUCCUGAUGAACUUAAAUUGCCGUUAGGAGAGGACAAAUUAAAACCUUUGAAAGACAUGAAAUCUCCAGCAGAACCGGAAUCACCAACAAAACGUGAUAAAUUAAAACCUUUGACUGAUAUGAAAUCUCCAGCAGAACCGGAAUCACCAACUAAACGGGACAAAUUGAAACCUUUGACUGAUAUGAAAACUCCUGAUGAACCUAAAUCGCCGUUAGGAGAGGACAAAUUAAAACCUUUGAAAGACAUGAAAUCUCCAGCAGAACCGGAAUCACCAACUAAACGGGAUAAAUUGAAACCUUUGACUGAUAUGAAAUCUCCGAUGAACCAGAAUCACCAACUAAACGGGACAAAUUGA
Pediculus humanus corporis (human body louse) is the source of this 22425-nucleotide messenger RNA. RefSeq lists its product as uncharacterized. The record is from RefSeq and is a predicted model, not a curated record. The transcript has 2 exons. Lineage: Eukaryota; Metazoa; Arthropoda; Insecta; Psocodea; Pediculidae. Bases 1 to 22425 code for a protein of 7474 amino acids.